This is a messenger RNA of Ascoidea rubescens DSM 1968, 820 nucleotides long. RefSeq lists its product as uncharacterized. The record is from RefSeq and is a predicted model, not a curated record. The annotation marks the transcript as partial. The transcript has a single exon. Lineage: Eukaryota; Fungi; Ascomycota; Saccharomycetes; Ascoideales; Ascoideaceae.
UAUGCCUUCAAAUCCCAAUGAAGUGAAAUCGAGCUCACCGAUUUCUAGUGUGAGAGAUAAGCCUAUUGUUACAUCGCCUGCGCUAUCGCAAAAUUCCAAUUUUUCAAAACCUCAGCAAUCAUUGCAAAAUCAGAUCUCUUCUCAAUUAUCUAGUGUUGGAUCGUUGGCAAGACGACCAGGUAGUAUAUCUAAUGGAAACAAUAGCUAUUCCUCCCUAAGUGGCCCAUCAAUGAACUAUCAAUCACAAGCCGGGAUUGUGCCGCCUCCGGCUCAAACAGGUUUGAACAAUGGUAAUAGCAGCAGCAAUAGUAACAAUAGUAACAAUAGUAACAAUAGUGACAAUAGUAACAAUGGUAACAAUGGUAAUAGCAAUAACAGCAAUAGCAAUAACAGCAAUAAUAAUAUCAACUUUAAUUCGUUUAGGUCGAAUUCCAAUCUCAGCACAAGCUCUGUGUUUCAAAGGAACUUCAAUGGAAUAGGAAUCACGAAUGGAAACGAUGUCUAUACCGAGGAUCCUCUCGAUGAACUUACCAAGCUAUAUGCUAACAGCGAGCAGUUCUAUUUAGGAAACACCAAUACUAAUGGCAACUCGCCAGUCUCUAAUAGCAUGAUUGAGCAGCAGCUCAAGCUGAUCACAGCCGAUGGCGGUGCAUCUGGCAGUCUUCAGUCCAGUGAAAGCGAAAAGGACCGAAACUUCAACACAACAAGCUAUGAUCCCAACCUCUACGCCAACCUUCAUUGGUUUGACCAGUGGGACGAAAACUUUGAGGGCAUAUCCAACUAGCACAUCGAACGAACAUGUUGCUGGCCUCAUUCGCUG